This is a messenger RNA of Momordica charantia (bitter melon), 2516 nucleotides long. Its product is annotated as Transducin/WD40 repeat-like superfamily protein. NCBI's taxonomy places the organism in Eukaryota, Viridiplantae, Streptophyta, Magnoliopsida, Cucurbitales, Cucurbitaceae. Gene Ontology annotation, molecular function: protein binding. The record is from RefSeq and is a predicted model, not a curated record. Gene Ontology annotation, cellular component: site of double-strand break; nucleus.
GAGAGGCCCAAAUUAAACUAGCGGACUCCAUUGCCGUGCUCUUCAGUCUUCACCAUUCUCCUCAAGGCGAUCGAGUUCGCAAUUUUCAGCGUUUGUUAAUGGCGAUGGUAGAAAAAUCCACGAUUUCGCUUUCGAACUGAUAUCGUCUUUGGGGCUGACAAAAAGAAGCUUGUUCUGAAGACUAUGGAAGACGAGGCGGAGAUUUACGAUGGCAUUAGGGCACAAUUCCCUCUCACAUUCGGGAAGCAAUCGAAAGCUCAGACGCCUCUUGAAGCCAUCCAUAGCACCACUCGUCGUAUUACUACAGCGGGUAUUCCAGAAAAAUCUUCUUCCUCACAGAAUAACAAUGCCCUCCCAUCCCUCUCUUCUUCCUCCAAAGCCUGGCUCAACUCACUUCGCAACCCAGCUGUCACGAGGGAUUCUGGGCCUAGCGCGGUCUCGCGUGAUAUUGACGCUGAUGAUGGUUCGAAGAUUGGUCCGCCUCGCCCGCCGGUGGAAUCGAAAUUGGAUGAUGAUGAUGAUGUAAUUAUUGGCCCGCCGCCGCCGCCGCCUGGCAAGGGUUCAGAUGACGAUGAGGACGAUGAUGGUGAUAUGAUUGGGCCUCCACCUCCACCACCGAGUUCGAAUUUUGAGGGUUCGGACGCGGAGGAGGAAGAGUAUGAGGAGAAUCGUUAUCGAAUUCCUCAGAGCAACGAGAUUGUACUCAAGGGACAUACUAAGGUAGUUUCAGCUCUCGCUAUCGAUCACUCUGGGUCUAGAGUUCUUUCUGGUAGUUAUGACUAUACAGUACGAAUGUAUGACUUCCAAGGGAUGAACUCUCGUUUGCAAUCCUUCAGACAACUGGAACCAUUUGAAGGUCAUCAAAUUCGUAAUCUUAGCUGGAGUCCAACGGCUGACCGCUUUUUGUGUGUGACUGGCUCAGCUCAGGCAAAGAUUUAUGACCGCGAUGGACUUACUCUAGGAGAGUUUAUGAAGGGAGAUAUGUAUAUACGUGAUCUGAAGAACACUAAAGGGCACAUAUCUGGACUGACUUGUGGAGAGUGGCACCCUAAAACCAAAGAGACAAUUUUGACAUCGUCAGAAGAUGGAUCUCUGCGAAUAUGGGAUGUAAAUGACUUCAAGGGUCAAAAACAGGUUAUCAAACCAAAGUUGGCCAGGCCUGGAAGAAUUCCAGUGACAACAUGUGCUUGGGAUCGUGAAGGAAAAAGCAUCGCAGGUGGCAUAGGUGAUGGUUCUAUUCAGAUAUGGAACCUUAAGCCUGGAUGGGGAAGCAGGCCUGACCUACACAUUGAAAAUAGUCAUUCAGACGAUAUCACCGCACUUAAGUUUUCAAGUGAUGGGAAAAUAUUACUGUCAAGAAGCUUUGAUGGUUCACUAAAGGUUUGGGAUUUGCGCCAGAUGAAAAAACCUCUCAAAGUGUUUGAUGAUCUCCCAAAUAACUAUGCCCAAACAAAUAUUGCAUUUAGUCCUGAUGAGCAACUCUUUCUAACUGGAACGUCGGUUGAGAAACAGAGCCAAACAGGAGGUCUGCUCUGCUUCUUUGAUAGAACAAAGCUGGAACUUGUUUCCAGGGUGGGAAUAUCCCCUACUUGUAGUGUUGUGCAGUGUGCUUGGCACCCAAAGUUGAAUCAGAUAUUUGCAACUUCCGGAGAUAAAAGCCAGGGAGGAACUCACAUAUUGUAUGAUCCAACACUAAGUGAGAGAGGAGCUCUAGUUUGUGUUGCACGUGCACCAAGGAAAAAAUCUGUUGAUGAUUUUGAGGCAAAACCUGUUAUCCACAACCCUCAUGCCCUGCCGUUAUUUAGAGAUGCACCAAGCCGAAAGCGACAACGCGAGAAAAUACUCAAGGACCCUCUCAAGUCUCAUAAACCUGAACUCCCGAUUACCGGACCUGGCUUUGGUGGAAGGGUUGGUGUAAGUCAAGGGAGCUUAUUAACCCAGUAUCUUAUGAAGCAAGGAGGUUUGAUUAAGGAGACAUGGAUGGAAGAAGAUCCAAGAGAAGCCAUUCUUAAGUUUGCUGAUGUUGCAGCAAAGGAUCCGAAGUACAUUGCACCCGCGUAUUCACAUACUCAGCCAGAGCCUGUGUUUGCAAAGUCUGAUUCGGAGGAGGAAGAUAAAUGACCAUAUACUAUAGUUCUGUCUGGCUUUGCUUGGCAGAUGUUGGGAGAUGAAAAUUUGAAGACGGUAGAUCGAUCUGCAGAUCCUUUGGCUUAUGGGGAGUGAGUUUGCCUCGACACGGAAACGAAAAUUUUCAAGAGCAAAUAUUGGACUGGGAAAAAUGAGGUGAUUAUAGGUAGAUGGUUUAGAAGGAUAUAGCUGUAUUCACUUUGUAUCAUUUUUGUAAUAUGUACAUUAUUUCCAACACAAUUAUCAUAGCUGAAUUAGUUAUUAUUUGUUCUUCUGAGAAGUCGAGAAUUACAGUCUCAUCAUAGUCCAAUCCGGAGUUACCUUAAGACAAAACAUCUCUUUUGGUUUCAUUCAAUUUUAAUAUUUACAUAUAUGUUCUAUUUUGGUUA